This is a messenger RNA of Hippocampus zosterae (dwarf seahorse), 754 nucleotides long. RefSeq lists its product as uncharacterized. The record is from RefSeq and is a predicted model, not a curated record. The transcript is spliced from 5 exons. The coding region runs from base 1 to 720 and encodes 239 amino acids. Lineage: Eukaryota; Metazoa; Chordata; Actinopteri; Syngnathiformes; Syngnathidae.
AUGCAUACAUUUUUGUGUUCUGAAAUAAAUUUAAUUUGUGUGAAACAACAGAAUGUAAAUUGUGAUAAGCUGCUGUUGGGAAGAAAAAUGAGAGCUGGCGUUCAAAUACAAAUGAGAACAUUUUCCUCUGGUGCUUUUCAAAAUAAAAUAUAUAACCCUUUGCUCUUGUUUUGUAUUAUACCAAGCAGUUUUGUUUUGAAAAAAACAUGUCCGGAUGGAGUGGUUGUUCUCUGUCUGCCUGCCCUGGUCCUGGUUUCGAUCAUUACUGAUUUGCGACCGACGGGGUGGAACAAAAACAUGUCUGACGUUCUGGUCGAUUCCCCGACGCGCGUUACCAAGGCUUGGGUCGCUCUCAGAAGACUCGACAAAAACGAUGACAGAGUUGUGGCGCUGCGCGAGGUGUCAAUUCCUCAGGCGGUCGACACGUCCUCCAUCAUACAGAUCAUCGCCUCCUCCUUCAACCUGAACUCUUCAGAUGUUGUAUUCAAGAUAAGAAACCAGCGUGGAUGUCUGAUCCCUCUGAACAGUUCCAUCCCAGCAAACAGCAAGCACACAUGUGCACCUUAUGUUCUUCGUUGGCCCCCGGAGGACACAACGUCGGCAAUUUCCCCAAACAAUUUGAAAUAUGUACUCGUCAGACCACAGAAGACCUUUCCACUCUGCAUCAGUCCAUCUUUGAUGAGCUCGGGGCCCAGUGAAGCCUGUGGCGUUUGGGUGUAAUAUGUUGCCCACCCCUGCUAUAUAUGAUCAAGAC